AUGUCACAGUUGCAGGAGCGCCAGCAGCAGCAGACGCAAACGCACUGUCAGGAGCUGGAGCGCGCUCACCAGCGCGACAGCCAGCAGAUGCAAAGCCGCCUGGUGCAGCUGGAGACCUCCUGUGGGGAGCUGAGUGACACGGACUACCAAAACCAGGCCGCCCUCAGGGACCUCAAGGCCAAACUGGUGGCCGCCGAGAAGGUGGUUGAACACGUGGUAACGUUUAAGCACAUUUGUUCUUUUCUGGCCAUGUUGAACGAUUUGGAAGACUGCAAAGUAAGCAGCAAAGAGCGAGCCAAGCUUUGUUUCAGAGCGGCACCGUGCAAAGCUCGCCGAGCUUCCUUGGACCGCGCCGAGAUGUUCACCUUUGCCGAUGUCAAUCUGAGUGACGAGCGGAUCGUAAGUUCGGCCACGCCCUGCGGCGACUUCUUCUUCCGCUGCCGCCGGACGUCCAAGGCUUGCCGUGCCGACACCUGCUCCUCGGGGUCAAGGACGCCCUCCGGCGGCAGAAGCCUGGGCGAGGACUUGGUCCGCGUGGUCAACGAGUGCGACCGGCUGGACCUCAACAUUAUUGUCAUCUGGAAGGCUUACGUGGUGGAGGACAGCAAGCAGCUGAUCCUGGAAGGUCAACUCCACGUGGCGCUGCAGGCGGUGGGCGAAGAGGCCACUUCCCUCGCUCCCAAGCAGGACACUCAGGAGAUGGUUCUGCUCAAGUUCAAGUCGGAUCCGCCACCUCCCACCGUGCUGCCAUCCACGCAACUCUCACGACUCAUCAAGAGCAACCUGCGCUACUCGGAGACAUACGCGCAUGACUUUGCACACGACAGUGUUUGUGUGGUUCCCGUUUGUUUGGUUUUGUCCAACUGCUGCCGGACUGAUGUGGAUAUCACAGUAGACCUCAGGCACAAAACCACCAGUUCUGAGUGGAGCGAGUGCGCGUGUAGCUUCACCUGGGUUGGCCAGACCCGCUACCGGCUGGCGCUUUGUCCCCGGCAGACGCGUCACCUGGAGUUGCAAGCCUGCUUCCUCAUGCCCGGCGUCUACAACAUCAACACGCACGCAGUCUGCGCCGCGCCGUGCCUCGAUGGCCAUCACCGUGACGACGCCAACGCCCAAACGGAGGUUGCGCAGCACGGCGCCGGACCAGCGCUUAUUGUCAUCACCGACAGCAGCCAAUGACAUUGCCGCAACACGCACCGCAAGGGCCAACGUGAAGAAGAACCCAAAAGGGAGGCUAGUGUCCUGGAUUUUCAUCAGGAGCUUUCAUGCGACCACUAACUGCAGUGUGCGUGCGUGCCACCAGAUGACAGCAUUAGUUGUUCCUUUGGGUCUCAUCAAGGUCAGCUUCAAUUGACAUUUGGGAAGUUGCAAGGUAAAAGAAAAAAAAAAAAAGCAAUGUGGUUCACUUUUGACCAAGAAACUGAAAAAGUGCAGCAUGUCUUAAAUGUUUGACGAGCCCUCCCCAUGAAUGCUGCGGGAUGCCGCGAUCAUGUAAUCGGUGCCGGUGUCCGAGCGCGGCAAACUCAGAUUAGAAAGCGAACAAUCUUGAGUUUUGUUUUUAAAUCUGACAAUGGCGCCACCUUUUGUGUUUAUGGUGUAUUAUAUUUAUAACACUUAUCAUGUACAUAGAAAAUAAACCAACUAAUUCUCCA
This is a messenger RNA of Syngnathus typhle (broad-nosed pipefish), 1652 nucleotides long. Its product is annotated as trafficking protein particle complex subunit 8-like. The record is from RefSeq and is a predicted model, not a curated record. Gene Ontology annotation, cellular component: TRAPPIII protein complex; phagophore assembly site; cytoplasmic vesicle. The coding region runs from base 1 to 1179 and encodes 392 amino acids. Gene Ontology annotation, biological process: endoplasmic reticulum to Golgi vesicle-mediated transport; protein localization to phagophore assembly site. The transcript has 9 exons. NCBI's taxonomy places the organism in Eukaryota, Metazoa, Chordata, Actinopteri, Syngnathiformes, Syngnathidae.